Mizuhopecten yessoensis (Yesso scallop) is the source of this 7530-nucleotide messenger RNA. RefSeq names its product brefeldin A-inhibited guanine nucleotide-exchange protein 3-like. Lineage: Eukaryota; Metazoa; Mollusca; Bivalvia; Pectinida; Pectinidae. Gene Ontology annotation, molecular function: guanyl-nucleotide exchange factor activity. The transcript has 33 exons. Gene Ontology annotation, biological process: regulation of ARF protein signal transduction. The record is from RefSeq and is a predicted model, not a curated record. The coding region runs from base 175 to 6387 and encodes 2070 amino acids.
UAAUUUGGAACUGUCGUGUUGUAAAAAAACGAAAAAAAUGAGAAAGGCAUAUGUAGCUGACGUGUAAGUUGAUUAUUUGGAGAAAACAAGGUGUACUUGAGACAUGGCAAUUGUACAAAGGUAGAAUUUGUGCUGCUAGAGAUAUCCAGUAACUCAUUUUAAGACAUCUUCACAAUGGAGGAUCUCUUAACACAGCUGAUGAAAGAUGCCUCGUCUCAGAAGCAUGCAGGAAUCAGGAAAGCAUCACAGACAGCUCUGGACUUAUUGGAGAAUCCCACUUUGAUAACACAGACUCCUGCAUACAUCUUAAGAGAAAAGUGCUUAGAACCAUUACAACUGGCGUUAGAAUCUAAAACAAAGAAGUUAGCAACAUAUGCAAUUGGAGGAAUACAGCAAAUACUGAAGGAUGAGAAAUUCCAGUCGAGUAUGGAGAGUGACAAGGAGGAACACUGGAUGCCCAUCCAGAUCCUCAACACAGUAUUCAGCACACCCUCCCUACCCGAGGACACCCAGGUGGAGAUUAUGAAGUUGCUACUAAAGAUGACAUUUUCCACGGCUUGGUGUAUGAAUGCAGGAGUUAUCACUAAAGUGUCCCAGACCAAGGAGAGAAAUGAUGUGCUUGCUGACUUCAUGGCCAAAGACACACCAAGCUAUGAAAGUCUGUUUAAAGAUGUGGUUGCCAUACUCAAGUUCUUCACAGCUAAACUGGAACAGGCACCCAGUUCCAAUCAGACUCGCCAGUCUAUACCACUCCUCCUGGAGGGGGUCUAUACUGUCAUCUCCAACUCACCAGUCUCCAUCAGGGAAUACAAACCUUUCCAGGAAGUCCUCUGGAAGUUCCUGUGUCCAUGCCUGAUAUCACUACUGGGCACUCCCAAGUCAGAGAGGAGUGCCGUCAUUCCCAAAUCUCUGGAGGAUUUAGGGAGAGGCUCUGGUUGUUCCCUAACUGCCCCAAACCUCCAGGUGUCCACUGCCAAGACCAUUUAUAGUAUUGCAGUUCGUCUAGUGGACCUGAUGGGCCCUGUGACAUCACUGCGACCAGUGCUGGAGUCCUUGUUCCACCGAAUGUUACUGUACCCACCCCCUCAGCACAGGCUGGAUGCACUUAAGGCUGUCAAGGAGUUGCUGAAGACUCCAGAAGGCCUGUACAAGUUAGCGUGUCCAUUGUUUGAUCAGGAAUCGCAGGACGGUGACCUGAAAUCUGGGACAAAGAACCCAAACUCUGAUAUUGCCUUACUCAAGUUAAUUGUGGAUGCACUACAGGAGAGCUGUCACUGUAAUGACUCAGCAGUGUGUAUCACCAGUGUCACCUGUGUAGAUGUCAUGCUUGGCGCCCUAGAACAGGUGUGUAAGGGAGUGGGCAUGACGGACAAAGUCUGCAAGUCUAUCACCAAAUACCACACUGCUCUGGAAAGAGAAUUUUCUAGGUCAGACAGUUUGACGAUGUCAGAGACAGAUGCUCGAGAGUACAGUUACCGAGGCAGUGUUUCAGAGCCUCGUGUUGAGGCGAGUGACAGUGAAGAUACAGAUACUGAUGUGGAGGACAUGAAUGCUCCUAAUCAUACAGAGGGCAGUACUGAUGUGUUCGUCACAGACCAUAACAACUCCAACCCUACACUGUUACACCAGCGUAGCACUCGCCCAAACAGAAAGGAAAGCCAAAGUCUGAUCAAAGAUGAAAUCCAGCGUCGUUACAAAACACUGGGUAGUGAGUAUGAGAUGGUGGAGCGACAGAACGCCCGACUAUUCAUUGCCGAGCUUAGUCGGACACUCCCCCACAUUGCCAGAAUGUAUACAGUGUGUGAAGUGGAUGAAGCUCUCCAGAACUUUUCUUCUAACUUCUGUUCAGCCUUGUAUGACCAGCAGUACAAGUCAUCCGAGGAAAAUUCUUCAUCAUGUCAGAUGGCCAUACUGAAUGCUGAUGGUGUGUACGUCGCUACCAUUACUGCUCUUCUCCUCAACCUCAAACUGGAAGUCGAUGGUGCCUACAGCACAGCAGACAGUAUGAGCUGUCCUCUGUCGGAGAAGCAGUAUGUGGAUGAGGUCCUGGGUACUGGUCUGUUGCUGUUCCUGUCCCCGGCCUGGCUUAGUGAGGUAUACAGACAAAUUACUGCCACCAGCAUACUACAGGCUGCAGGCUGUCACAGCGACAGUGACUCCCCCCUCUUACAGAUCCUUAAAGAUGUGGAUGGGCUUGGGAGCAAUGGUCGGGGUGGUCAGCUUCUGAGUGGCAUGUGUAAUAGUGAAGAAGUAUUGGACUCUGACCAGGAGCCUCCCGACAACCAGCUCUACGCAGACAUGGGUAAGAAGUUCUCCAAGCGUGUACUGUCCCGUUGUUGGGACGGGGUUCUAGAUGUUCUUUCUGUCCUUCUAAAUGGGAAGAGUUCCUGUGGGAUCACCAGUAGCCUUGGACUGAUGUUGGGAACAGAAGGAGCCAAGGAGGAGAGUCUGCGUGCCCGUGAGGCCAUCUGUAUGAGUCUGGAUGGACUACAGAAAGCUGCUCGGCUGUGCUGUGCUUUAGGUCUGCAGCAGCGCUGUGGCAGAGUGUUCUCCCAGCUGGCCAGCACCUCCUGUGUACUGAUUGACACUCAGAGGUCACCCAGUGCUGACCCAAAGUCGUCCACCAAGCCGGUGAUGUCCAGUAAAAUCAAGCCUGUACGACUGCAUGCCUCUCACAUCCUCAGUAUGGACGUAGUAAUGACUAAUGGACUGGAGAUGGGCAGUCACUCCGCAGACUGCUGGAGACAUGUCUUCAGGUGUUCUGCAUUUAUAUCCAAGUUGGAGCACACCUACUUCAGCAGUGGAAACAACCAGUUCAGUCUACCCAAGGUCCAGCAGGAACAGUCUGUCGGACCAGACAAUCAUGACGAAUGUGACAUGCCAAUCUACACCAUUCCUGUGGUUGCUCCAGUGCCAGUAGCCCCCCGUAUCAACAUUCCAGACCUUAUUCGACAAAGCAGUAAAGAGUCAGGCUGGGAACGCUCAUUGACAGGAGGAGGAGUGCUCAAUGCUGCUCAGGCCUCCCAGGCACUAUGUUGUCUGUCACAGGAAGUGGACAGGUUGUUCGAAGAUGCUGCUCAGAAGCUCAACUUUUGUGCAAUAGUAAACUUCCUGUCAGAACUCUGUGAAGCAAGUCAGUAUCAGCUCAACAAAAUGGUCAAGCUUUUGGAUGAUAAUGACUCCCUGUCUGACUCACAUCAGCUUCCAAUGAAUGCUUUACACUUAUACAGACUACAGGAGGUGCUGAUGAAGAUCGUCCACAGUGACCGUCCCCUGAUCCACCUGAUGCGGACAUGGAGCACAGUGUCUACACACCUGGUAGAGGCUGCUGGUCACCAUGACAGAAGUGUGUCGAAGAUGGCUGUGACUUGUGUUCAUGACUUUAUCCUGGCAAUGCUGGGUGACCGGCCAGAGCUGGCCCACUUCCAUGUGAAUGAGCUGCUGUGUAAGACAUUUGAGAACAUGCUGUGUCUGGAGUUGUGUGAUGGCGAUGUGCAGGACCAGAUUGUAUGCUCCAUCUGUGAGCUGGUGGAAGCCUGCACAGCGGACAUAAGGUCUGGUUGGCGGCCACUGUUUGGCGCUCUGAGGGCCGUGAAGAUUGAGUAUACCACCAAUGAGGAAAUCAAUGAAGCCAGACAGCGACAUGUUGCAGCUGUCCUCGACGUGUUUGAGGUGUACCUGGGUACUGACAACAUCUUAGUGUUCGCCAAUGCCACGGUCGACUGCAUCCUUUGUUUACUCAAGUAUAUACGAGGACCAGGAGAGUUUGAGGAAGGUAGUGAUGACGACUCGGACUCGGGAAGUGACUGUGGUAUGGUAUCAACAGACAAUGAGAACCUGUGUAUCCCUGCUCUCCGCUACCUGAAGCGCUGCUGUGAAAUACUGCAAACCAUGUGGAAGAUGCCAGCUUGUCCAGUUUUCAAUGGGGCAUUCAGAAUCCAUACGGAUUCAUCACAACAGACAGUGGACCCAGUCCUACCUCACAUGGACAUGGAGGAGUUCACCCAGCAUUUCAACACUCCAACCCAAACAACCAUCCCUGAUGGGGACACCAGACCCAAGGUUGUUGGGGAACAGACAGGGACAUCCGUCCUGUCCUCACAGAGAUCCCUGGAGGAUGAGGAGCGGACAUACGACAGUGGUAGCAUUACAUCAAAUGACUCUGGGAUAACUGUAGUUCCUGGUGAAAAGUUAGUUAAUUCUGGGUCAAACCAGACCAAGCUCACUGCUGUAGAAAGGACAGACAAUUCAGUGACAAAGACAACAUCAGUGUCCGAUCAUGCGGAGGACACACUGGAGUCCAUGGACAACCAGUCUGGCAUUCUCCAUGUGUGGUUCUUGGUAGUCGAUGGUCUAGCUGGAUCUGUGUCUUCCUGUCCGAAGAUCUACCAGUCUGACACGCUGGAAAUGCUUUUUUCCAUCCUUAAAUCUGCUGCCAAUAUUCCUGGUCCAACAUUUGCCCUCUACUGUGUGAACCGGCUGUUGCUGCCGAUGCUGCAGGCCUGGCUACGUGCAGGGGUGAGGAAGUAUGGCUACUGGGAAGCUGGCGCCACUAACUUCAAGCAAUGCUGUGGACUCUGUACUGAUCUCAUCGUUGACUUCACACAGCAGUUUGCAGAUUGUAAAGGGAAGACUGGAAGCCUAGUUGAGGUGAUGCUGAAACAACUUCUGGACAUAAUGAUAGAGUGUAUAGCCCAGCCCAUAGAGCUUAUUUCUAGACUCGGCUGUUCUUGUAUCAGACACAUGUUACUUAGUGCAGGCGAGUCUUUCACUGAAAACAUGUGGCAGAUCAGUGCCUCGGCCAUGCAGAGGGCACUGGAUGUCACUACCUUUCAUCUCCGCCAGCUCAUGAUUCUGUUUGAGGUCAACUCUGAAAACUUCUAUGGGGACAAAGGUCAAGUAAAGGUGGCCAUGAGGAGAGACAGUUCAUCUGCUGAGUGUAAACGGCUGCAGCACCUGGCACAUCAGGUGUUCCUGCUGGACAGCCAGGUAUCGGGAGACACUGCCCUGAUCAGCGAGGUGGAUGAGGACAAGUCGUUUGUGUUCCUUCUCUACCCUCCAGGUCAGGAGAAUAGCCUCAACCCUGACGACAUAGUAGCCAGGAUAUCAUUCCGUGGUGUGGUCGUUGGACUCCUGUCUCACCAGCUGCUGUUACAGACUGUAGGCAGUGUACUGCUGAACCCCGCCCACCACCCUCAGGCCAAUCCCUCUAAACCAACGGAUCACAAGGGAGAGAAGACCAUGGAUGAUGCGACCUCCAAACUAGGUAUGGUUCCAAUCAUGUCAACUCGUAAUAUCUUGACGUUAUUGAAAUGUCUUUGGUGCUCUAACAAACUAGCAGGAGAAUUUGAUUCCCGUCCGGGUUUGAAGUUUCUCAUCCAGAAAGUGGCACGAACUGAGGUCGCUGUGAAUCUAUACAAACAAGCCGGUGCGAGCAUGAUUUUCUACAUGAAUACAUUACUUCAAAUCUGUACUUGUUUUAACGAUCUGUCACGACCAGAAACACGGACUUGCUUGGCCAGUCCUAAUGUGGACAAACUGGACAUUGGUCAGGCACUGAGUUCACACGUAUCAGACAUGAGUGGUAUGAGUAGUAAUAAGGUGCUGUUUAUACAGCUACUGUGGGGCGUGUGUAACGACUUGUGUCAGAUGUACGUAGACAUGUUGUCAGACGAGUACCUAGAGAAGGCUGACCAGAUGGCAGAACGCGAGCUGUUCUUCUUGAUAGCCCAGCCUGACAACAUCACAGAUAUUGUACACUGCAAGGACAGGCACAAGCAAGGGCAUGAUACCGAAGCUGUCAUUCAGCUCCAGGGUGUCAUGGCAACGGAAGCAGUUGCUCUCCAAGAAGAACCAUUAAACGAAGGAUUUGAGGAUGUCCUAGGUCUAACAGAGGAAACAUGUGAAUCUCAAGAACAGGAAAUAAAAGGCGUGAUGGGUAAAAGUAAGCGAGAGUUGAGGGAGGAACAGGAUAGCCGAGUGUACACCUUGGCUACAGACACGCUCAUCAGGUCCCUCAUGACAGAGUAUAAAAAACGUAAACAGCAUCAUGCAAUGCCAGCAUUUGUCAAACUAACCAAACAAAAGAAGGGCAGUGCUCCUCAGCAAAAGAGGGAAGUCAUUGAUGACGUGAUUGAGAAACAGCAAAAAACUUCUUUAAUGAAGGACAGUGAAGCACGGGCACAGUCACUGACGGAGUUACUGUGUACCAUCCUCGGUUUGUUCCAACAGUUGUCUGACCAAAAGUUUGAAGCUCUUCUCCCAUCAAUCUACAACUGUGCCAACCAGCUGGUGUGUCAUGCCCAGGAUCCCCGCCUCAAGGAGGCACUUGGCCAGUGGACACACAGAAUUGGAGUCAUCCUCCAACUCAUGCCCUCCUCUCCGUAAUAACUGUUAGUGUUAUUUUAAUUGACCAGUGGUUCAGAUGUAAAAGUCACCCUUCAUCUCCAUAGUAAUGUGUGAUUGUUAUUAAAAUAUGAUCAGUGGUACACAAGUAAGAGGCAUCCCUCAUCUCCAUGGUAACUGUGAUUGUAACUUAUGUAAGCUUAGCCAGUGGUUCGCAGAAAAGAGGUCAUCCCUCUUUGUCAUAGGAAUUGUGGCUGUAAGUUUUGCCAAUGGUUCAAUAGAUUAGGGUCACCCAAGCAAUUUGUUAUUUUUCACAUGAUCAUUGGUUAUUCAGAAUAGAGGUCAUACGUAUACAUGGCCACAUAUCCAUAGCAACCAGUUCACUUGAUUUUUCUUGUGAGUAUACAUGAAGGGCACUGCUUCCAUCAAGGAUCAGGUGGUGUGUGGUUUAGCAGUUGAUACAUGUACUCCUUUCAAUGUUUUAGGUUACAGCUUGUCAAACAAGUGAGAACAGACAAACAGUGAUAGAGUUGUGAGGAAAUUCCUUUCAGGUGUAAUAAAUUAAUAAAUUAAUGGUAAAGAUUUAUUGAGUGGAUAACCUACCAUAUCAGGGAAUCUCCUUCAAUGAGUAAACUAGUAAUAAAAAUGUAUAGAGAAAAUUAAUUUAUAGAGUGGGUAUGGAUCUUCUUAGGUGUAGUAAGCAAGUGGUAGAGAUUUAUGUAUGAUCUGUCUGGGAAUCGCCUGUUGUAGUAAAUUAGGUUAAGAUUAGUGCAUUGGGGUAUUAGAACUAGUGAUACAGGAUCAUAUACACUCAUGUUCAUGUAUUGCUUAUACAAAAAUGUAGGCUGGCAUAAUCAGUUUCAAAGUAAAAGAUUGUAAAGGAGUAAUGUAUUAUGAUUCCGAGUAUCUUGUUGCCUUGUUAAAUUUAAUUGACAGUCCUAGGGCGGUAUCCUUACUCUCUGAUACCUUGUUUGUUACUGGCAAGUGGAUUUUGUUAUGUUUCAUGGCAGUACCUAUCUCUCUGAUUGCUGCUAAUUACCUGGCAAGUUUAUCCGUGGAUAUAGUGACAUGGACAAGCUCAGGUGAAAAGACACAAUCAUAAAUAUUCUUUUACCUAGAGAAGGUAGAUAUUGUAAACAGUGUAACUUCCCCUCUCAAUUAGAGGAUGAAUUUCAUUUUUUAUUG